Molecule: messenger RNA, 369 nt
Organism: Lachancea mirantina
Lineage: Eukaryota; Fungi; Ascomycota; Saccharomycetes; Saccharomycetales; Saccharomycetaceae
Source: the annotation of a GenBank genome assembly
AUGAGUACUCGCAGUUUAUUGGAACAACUGGACAGAACCACAGAGCUUUUGGCGCAAUCCUUGGCUCAGAUUGUCAAGUUUUCAUCGCUCUCAAAAGACAGCGACAAAAUUGAAGAAUCGGGUCAAGUCGCAGAGUCGGUCGCCACAAUGGCGACCGACGGUAUUGUAUUAGUGAAUACCCAUACGUCGCAGCUUAUCAAGGGCAUUCAGGACCUUUUGGUGAUGACACGUACGAUCCGGGAAAAAUGGCUUUUGAGUCAGGUCCCUGACAAAAAAUCUAGUCAGGACCGACAAAUCGACGUUGAAAAAUGCUCUAAGCUACUUGAAGAAUGGGUGUCCGUAGUGGUCACAGGCACCAGCCCGCAGUGA